AUGUUAUGUACAUAUCAAGAACCCAGUUCGAAGCGGCUUCGUGCCGGCCUCGCAGACAGUUCGCUCGGUGGCGCCAACGCCUCGAGUUCCGCUCGUCUGGCUCCAGUCAUCGAGGCGAAUCUAUUCUUUUCCCUUUGGCUUUGGUUCCUGGCUUUGCCUGCAAGUCUCCGCGCCCUGAGUAGCAGUACGACGAGCACGACAAUGAUGAUCCCCGCUCCCGCCGCGCCAACCCCAAGACCCGCCCUCGCGCCCGGGGACAGGCGCGACCGCGGGUGCUCCGCAGCUGUUGUCGCCGUGGCCGAAGACGUAGCUGACGACCACGUCGCCACAGCCACUGUCGAACUCGAACUAGAACUCGAACUCGAACUCCCAGAAGUAGAGGUCGGCGAACUCCCCCCCAGCACCCCCGGCGACGCCAACGCAAACGUCCCACUCGAGCAGCAAUCCCCCUGA
Messenger RNA from Aspergillus thermomutatus, 453 nucleotides. RefSeq lists its product as uncharacterized. The transcript has a single exon. The record is from RefSeq and is a predicted model, not a curated record. NCBI's taxonomy places the organism in Eukaryota, Fungi, Ascomycota, Eurotiomycetes, Eurotiales, Aspergillaceae. Bases 1 to 453 code for a protein of 150 amino acids.